Messenger RNA from Bombyx mandarina (wild silkworm), 3920 nucleotides. It is a transcript of the gene Cyp9a20, whose product is annotated as cytochrome P450 9a20. Gene Ontology annotation, molecular function: monooxygenase activity; heme binding; oxidoreductase activity, acting on paired donors, with incorporation or reduction of molecular oxygen. The record is from RefSeq and is a predicted model, not a curated record. NCBI's taxonomy places the organism in Eukaryota, Metazoa, Arthropoda, Insecta, Lepidoptera, Bombycidae.
UUUAUAACUCAACAUCAGAAAGAAACAGUCGCCUCAUGUGCGCGCACGUCAAUCUCAAUAAUUCAGUUAUCACGAAAACAGAUAAAUUAAUUGGAGAAAAACAACAGCGAUUUGAUGUUCAUAUUAAGAAACGUAAGUGUAAUGUUUUGCGUAAAUUUUAUGUUCUUGUAAAAUGUUAAUGAUUACGAUGUAAAUGACAUUUUUUCUUGUGAAGGUGGGAAGCAUCUCUAAUCUGAACAACAAGAAAACAAAAAAAGAGAUAAUCCGUUGUCAAACAUAAAAGAAAAGGUAAAAUGAUCAUCAUCAUAUGGACAUUAGUGAUAGGUUUGGCUCUCUUACUGUACCUGAAGCAGACAUAUUCCUACUUCAGCAAGCAUGAAAUCAAGAGCGUAACCCCGCUUCCGAUACUGGGCAACAUGGGCAAGAUCGUCUUCAAAUUUAACCAUUUAGUAGAUGACAUUUCGCAAUUGUACAAUAAUUUUCCAGAAGAAAGAUUCGUUGGUAGAUACGAGUUUGUAAAUCCGGUGAUCUACAUCAGAGACAUUGAGAUCGUAAAGAGAAUCACAAUUAAAGACUUUGAACAUUUCCUGGAUCAUCGCACGAUCGUCAAUGAGGAUUCCGAUCCGAUGUUUGGAAGGAAUCUGUUUUCAUUGAAAGGCCAGGAAUGGAAAGAUAUGCGAUCAACUUUAUCACCAGCCUUCACUAGUUCCAAGAUGAAGCUUAUGAUGCCCUUAAUAGUUGAAGUGGGAGAGCAGAUGAUCAACGCCAUAAAAAAGAAUAUUAAAAACUCUGAUGGUGGAUACGUGGACAUAGACACUAAAGACCUGACCACUAGAUACGCCAACGAUGUGAUCGCGUCCUGCGCCUUCGGUCUGAAGGUCGACUCCCUCACCGAGGAGAACAACAAAUUCUACGCGAUGGGGAAAGCCGCCUCGAAUUUCAGUUUCAAACAGAUCCUACUCUUGUUGGGAUUUAUUUCAUUUCCUAAUUUGAUGAAAAUGACGAAAUUCAGACUGUUCUCCGAAGAAACGUCCGGAUUCUUUAAGGAGCUGAUAAUGGGCACCAUGAAGGACAGAGAAAUGCGGAAAAUCAUCAGACCAGACAUGAUACAUUUACUCAUGGAAGCUAAGAAAGGAAAAUUAGUUCACGACAAUAAAUCAAGCAAAGACACAGAUGCCGGAUUCGCCACGGUAGAAGAAUCUGCUGUUGGCAAAAAACAAAUCGAUAGAGUCUGGACUGAUGACGACAUCAUCGCUCAAGCAGUUCUUUUCUUCAUUGCUGGUUUUGAGACCGUUUCAUCGGCAAUGACGUUCCUCCUUCACGAAUUGGCUCUCAACCCAGAAGUACAAGACAAAUUGGUUGAAGAAAUCAAGGAAAACAAGGAGAGGAACAAUGGAAAAUUUGACUAUAACUCCAUACAGAAUAUGGCGUAUUUGGAUAUGGUUGUUUCAGAACUCCUAAGGCUGUGGGCGCCAGCUGUCUCCAUGGAUAGAAUCUGCGUUCAAGACUACAACUUGGGGAAACCAAAUGACAAGGCCAAAAGAGACUUCAUACUUCGCAAAGGUACGGGUGUAGCUAUUCCCGUAUGGGCUUUUCACCGAAACCCGGAAUUCUUCCCGGACCCCCUGAAAUUCGAUCCCGAAAGGUUCUCAGAGGAGAACAAACACAACAUCAAGCCUUUCACGUAUCUACCCUUUGGUGUGGGACCUAGGAACUGUAUAGGUUCCAGGUUUGCUUUAUGCGAAGUCAAAGUGAUGGCAUACCAGCUACUCCAGCAUAUGGAGAUAUCUCCGUGCGAGAAGACGUGCAUCCCCUCGAAGCUCAGCAAGGAGAUCUUCAACCUUCGUCUUGAAGGUGGUCAUUGGGUCAGGCUAAAGAUUAACUUGAAGCCACUUAUCAAAAUCAGUCAUAUUUUUUCGCUCGGAAAAAUGAUUCUCCUCAUUUGGGCCAUAGUGCUCAUUGCCGCCUUCGUGCUGUUUUACAAACAAGCCUAUUCUUUGUUCAGCAAGCAGGGAGUGAAGGGCUUCACUCCUCUCCCGUUCUUGGGCAAUAUGGGGCGUAUUGUAAUAAAAAUGGAUCAUUUCUCGGACCAUAUACAAAGUUUAUACAAUUCAUUCCCUGAGGAAAGGUUCGUCGGAAGAUACGAAUUUCUAAACCCAAUGGUUAUAAUUCGUGACAUUGAGUUACUGAAGAAAAUCACGGUUAAGGACUUCGAGCAUUUCCUGGACCAUCGGACUAUCAUCAACAAGGACACCGACCCGUUCUUCGGAAGGAGCUUGUUCUUCUUGAGAGAUCAAGACUGGAAAGACAUGCGCUCAACGCUUUCGCCGGCGUUCACCAGUUCCAAAAUGAAGCUCAUGAUGCCAUUCAUCGUUGAAGUGGGAGAACAGAUGAAUAAAGCGCUAAAGCAGAGGAUACAAGAAGCAGGGGUUGGCUAUGUGGACAUCGACUCCAAAGACCUGACCACUAGAUACGCCAACGAUGUGAUCGCGUCCUGCGCCUUCGGUCUGAAGGUCGACUCCAUCACCGAGGAGAACAACCAGUUCUACGCGAUGGGAAAAGCCGCUUCCACUUUCAACUUCAGGCAGCUUCUAAUUUUCUUUGGUCUCGCAUCUGUCCCGAAGCUUGUGAAGAUUCUACGCAUUACGCUGUUUCAAAAAGAAAUCAAAACCUUCUUCAGGGAGCUGAUCUUGGGCACCAUGAAGAACAGGGAAGCACAAAACAUUAUCAGACCUGACAUGAUCCAUCUACUCAUGGAAGCUAAGAAAGGUAUUUAUAGCCUUCUGACUAAAAUAUAUAUUUUUUUAGAAUGCUGGGUACGAGCCAUACUAUGCAAGACCAAAGAAAAUGAGAAGCUGCCUGAAGUUGAAAGUGGAAGCGGCUUUCCCCAUCGCGUAGAACUGGUUGUUCUCCUCGGUGAUGGAGUCGACCUUCAGACCGAAGGCGCAGGACGCGAUCACAUCGUUGGCGUACCUAGUGGUCAGGUCUUUGGAGUCGAUGUCCACGUAGCCAACUGUCAAAUGUUAAAGAUUCUACGCAUUACGCUGUUUCAAAAAGAAAUCAAAACCUUCUUCAGAGAGCUGAUCUUGGGCACCAUGAAGAACAGGGAAGCACAAAACAUUAUCAGACCUGACAUGAUCCAUCUACUCAUGGAAGCUAAGAAAGGCAAGUUGAGGCACGAUGAGAAAUCCACAAAAGACAGCGACGCUGGCUUUGCUACCGUGGAAGAGUCCUCAGUCGGCAAAAAGGAUAUUAACCGAGUGUGGACUGACGAUGACUUGGUCGCCCAAGCGGUUCUAUUUUUCGUCGCCGGCUUCGAAACAGUAUCGUCAGCGAUGACAUUCCUGCUUCACGAGUUGGCUUUGAACCCUGAAGUGCAGGAGAGGCUGGUGGAAGAAAUCAGAGAAAACGAGAAAAACAACAACGGAAAAUUCGACUAUAACUCCAUUCAGAACAUGGCGUAUUUAGAUAUGGUGGUGUCAGAGGUCUUGAGAUUGUGGCCACCCGUUAUUGCCUUAGAUAGAAUCUGCGUUAAAGACUACAACUUGGGUAAACCAAAUGACAAAAGCAAAGAAGAUUUUAUUAUACGCAAAGACGUGGCUGUGGGUAUACCAGUAUGGGGCUUACAUCGAGAUCCCGAAUUCUUCCCGAACCCCCUGAAAUUCGAUCCCGAAAGGUUCUCAGAGGAGAACAAACACAACAUCAAACCCUUCAGUUACAUGCCAUUUGGUCUGGGACCUAGGAAUUGUAUAGGUUCAAGGUUCGCUUUGUGCGAAGUCAAGGUGAUGACAUACCAACUCCUCCAGCACAUGGAGAUAUCUCCGUGCGAAAAGACCUGCAUUCCCUCGAAACUCAGCAAGGAGACUUUCAACCUUCGCCUUGAAGGCGGUCAUUGGAUCAGGCUGAAGAUUAGGAAUUGA